UGGGGGCUGAUGCAGAAAUCAUUGCAAAUCUUGAAGAAACACUAUUGUUUACUGGUGUGAGAAGUACUAGGAACAGUUAUGUCAGGGACAAGAAAAUAGCUGAUGAUGAAAGUAAUUUCAGUGGUUUAAAUAAGUCAAAUGAAGAUAAUAAAGAAUCAGAGGACUCAAAGUCAGGUUUAGAAAGUAAACAUGAACAUAAUUCUACCAAAGAAGAUGCGAAUGCUUCCAAUGCAAAUCUUAAUGAAGAUUUUGUCUUGAUGUCCAAAACUGAUCAAAAUGAUUUGCAGUGCAUUAAAAAUCCCAGCAUUCAAGAAACUCGACCGCAAACGUGUGUUUUCCAGCUUACUGAAAAUGACAAAACAUGUGUUUUAAAUGAAAAUCAGAUCAAUAUAACAGUUGAAGAGAGCAAAUCCACUCCUGAUUUAUAUGUGAUUCAAAAUGAAACCAGCAUCCUUAGAAAAGCAUCAGACUCAUUGAAAGUGGAAAGAAGUAUAUUUGAAAAUUUAUCAAUUGAAGACCCGCCGAGUUUUGAAUCUAAGAAUGAAAGUGUGAAGUAUAAAGAGGUAGAUAAUGAAAAAAUUUCACUAAACAAAUCGGAUGUGUCCUUUGGAAUAUUUGGAAAAUUUAUGGAGAGCUUCAAAUUGCAAGAAGUUUUGGAACAAGGAAAUGAAAAGGACAAAGUUUCUAAGGUAAGCAAUAAAAUCAUUGAUGAAGAUACAAAAUCAGAGUCUGGAGAAAGUGAUAUCAGAGAAAGAAAUGAAAGAAACCUCUUUGACUUAAUUGUUCCUAAAGAUGAGCCCUUGGAAGAAAUUGUGGAAUCAAAAAGUUUGUUUAAACCAAUGAAAAGAUCAACUAGAUCGACUACGAGAGCAUCGACUGUAUCUUCAGAGAAUUCUGAAAGCCCCCGCGCAUCCAAAAAGAAGCCUAUGUUCAAAUUUCCUAAAAUAGCUUUAAAUGUAAACUUUGGUGAUAUUGCCAAGCUUGGUUUAACUAAAUUGAAACAAGAAGGAAAAAUCAAGUCAGAAAAUGAUGUUAAAUUGGAAGUGAAAUCUAAUGAAAAAUCUGCAGCUGAUUGGUUAACAGGUGAUAAAAUAUUGGAAACAUUCAAUAUAGUAACAGAUGAUGUUGUUCAAGCAGAGGCAGACACUAAAAAAAUGGCAGACACUGAAAAAAAUGAAGCCCAGUAUACUGGUGUUGUCAUGGAAACAUUUCAGCAAUUGAGGCAGAGGUUGAUGGAAGACAGGAUUGCUCAGAAGGCUGAAAAGGCAAAACAUAUGCAAGAUGACAAUACAGUAUCUGGUGAUAGUGUUGCAGAAACUAUUACAACAGAAGACCACAAAGAGGAUAUUGAAACUGGACCAGAAUCAGAUGAUGAGAUGUACAAAGAGUUCACCCCACAGAAAAUAGUGUUGAUACUAGAGAUAUCUAAGAAACAUGGAAUAGCAUUUGCUUCAACAUCUUUUGGCCUUCCUGCUCACAUUAUUGUAAAUUGGAUUAUUGAAAAAGACCGAAAACAUAGAAAAGUUUCAAUAUCAGUAUCUCUGGAAGAGAAACUUACUGUAGUUCAGAGGUUGGCUAAUAAGGAAGAUAUACAGGCUGUAGCAAAUGAUCAUAAAGUGGAAAAAGAAACAAUUGAAACCUGGAAAAAUGAAGUGGGUUGGUUAUUAGAGAAAAGGGGAAUACAAGCUGUACUGGAAAAGUGGAAGAAGGUUGAAACAGUUUCUGAAAUGAAGUUAAAUGAGGAAUUUGGGAAAAAGAUUGAAAGGCAAGUCUCGAGUAAUAAACAGGAUACAUCUAAGUUAGAAGAUGCUGAAAUUUCUAUGUGUUCAGACUGUACAGUUGACAAAGGGGAAAAAAUUAAAGAAAACCCUGAUGAAGGGGACAUAACAGCAAAGGAAUCAAUAACACCAACAAACAUUGAAACAAAUAAUAAAGAUACUGAAAUAUUAAAUACAUUAGAUGAUCAUGCUCCUAUUCAGAAUGAAACCAGUGGUUUAAAAACUCUUACAGAAAAAAACAAAGACAAGCCAGAAGUGGAUGUAAGAAAUGACACAUCAGAAGUAGGAAAGGAAGAAGAACUAAGUGCUCCUAAAGUUUUGUUAUUUGCAAGAAACACCAAUCCAACAUUUUUCACAGUUGAACAGAAAGCUAUGUGUGUAUUAUUGACAGAGAAAUACGGUAUAAAUAAAGUAAGCAAAAAGCUAGGGAUCAGUAAUGGAACAUUAUGGCGAUGGAUGAACAGGAAAACUGUUAUCAGUGAUUUGAUUGAGGAGCAUAAAGCAGGCUACAAGAAAGUCAAACAUAUUGAGGAAACUACUAGUGUUACUAGCGAGAGUAAAAAUAAAGAAAAGAAAAUAGUGAAAGGAACUUAUAAGCAGACAUUUGACAUUCCUGAAAUAGCAAUUAGUACAAGAAGUAGAACUGUGGCAAAGGAAAAUGAAGUGAAAAGCCAGAGAACAAAAGGUUACAGGUCUAUUUCACCAAGUAAACUUCCAGCAGUUCUUCAGAAUAUAGAGAAUCUUAAUUCCAAGGAUUAUUCCGUUGAGCAGAAAUUGGCAGUUCUUAAACUAGUUGAAUUGUAUGGUGUAAGGCAGAUUCACAAACAAUUUCGACUUCCUACUUCUUGCAUUUGGAAUUGGCAGAAUUCUAAAGAAGUCAUAGACAAGCUUAAUGACGGAAAACCUGUAAGAAAAACUUUUGAAACAGCCUCUGAAAGUGUUGAUGAUGCUGAGGAAGAUUCAGAGGUAGAAUUGAACAUAGAUGUCAUUUUAGAUAGAACUCUGGUUGCUGUAGAAAGUGUAGACUACAUGAACUUCAAAGUCUCACAAAAGGCAGAUGUUGUAUACUUGAUACACCAUUUUGGGAUAGAAUACGUUUGUGAGAAAUUGCCACAGAUUCCUCGGGGAACAUUGUGGAAUUGGCGUCAGAGCAGACAUGUGUUACCAAUUGUAGAUGAAAUCACCGCAGCUAUCAAAUGGGCUAAAGAGAGAAAGAGGACAGGCGUUGUGCAUAUGGAUAGGGUUGUGAGCCAUAAAGUGGAUAAGAGGGACUUAACACAAAAAUGGCUUUCAGAAUGUGAGGUACCAGCAGGAGGAGAAAGAAAACGCAAGAGUACCAGAGAAGGUUCAAUCGAAAGUGCAAAGCGUAAAAAAAUGGAGGAGUCUGAAAUAAGAUCGGAAAUAGCUGACAGUGAAAGAAUUCUUAGGGCUAGUUCAACAUCAAGUGUAUGCUCUUUGAUUUCUGUGCACUCAGAUGAUGACUUCGAGGAAAUUCUGAGUGAUACAGAAAUUUCUUCUCCAUCAGUGCGAUCGAAACGUUCGGUUGCCAGUGUGCCUACUUCGCAGGGCAGCAUGCACAGUAAAAAGGGAAACCAGUCGUUGGUGAAAGGAAGUUCAGGGAAAGAGAAUUCUCAGAAGACUGGUUCUGUUCAGGAAACUACAAAUGAUAGUUUGACUGUGAAAAUACAAGAACCAAUCUAUGAAGUGAUCAGUAUAGAACCCGAUAGAAGUGACAGACUUAUGGUGUGUUACAAGGUUUCCACAAACGCCAUACUCUCUAAGCCCACAGAGCCUGGUUCCAAGCGUGCGCUCAGUGACACCACGUCUUCUGCCCAGCCUCCGGCCAAGAAGAAAACAGUGAACCCGGAAAAGGAUGAAGACUUCACACAUGUUGAGGACAAGACAGUGUUUUUUAAGUCCAAGGAAGGCAAACUUGUACCACUGGAGGAAUUCUACUAUGGUACUCUAGAAGGAGAUGCCAAUUUCACAGAGGAGAAGGGAGAGUUCAGGUUCAAGUGCUGGUACUGCUCCAAGAUGCUCUACAACAAUGUGAGGGCCAUGCAGCACAUUCAAGGUCACAUCACGUCCAGCAAGCAACAGAACAUUGACCUGUCCGAUCUCACCCAGUGCAAGCAUUGCUUUAAGCAGUUUGACACCCCAUUUGAGAUGCAGACCCAUGUUGAAAAGGUGCACUUAAGUAACAAGGUGCUGAUGUGCAGGAUCUGUGAGCAGGACUUCACGACAUCCCGUCUGCUGGCCAACCACAUGAGGCUCAGUCACUUCCCCUCGGAGAUGCCUUACCUGUGCCAGCUGUGUAGCUUCAGGUCUAGCAUGUACAGUGAUGUCGUCGACCACUUUAAGAAGAAACAUGACUCCUCCUGCAAUCUCCUCUGCCUGUACUGCCUGAGAACCUUUGAUGUGAAGUUUGUCUCCCAGGGCUGGGGCCAGACACAGACGUACUACGGGCACCUGCUGAAACACCAGUCCAAGACAUCAAACAAGAAGUGCCCACUGUGCAGGCUAACGUUCUUCAACGCGCAGGACGUGAAGAAUCACAGGAAAUCCUGCCAUGUGAUGAUGAACAGGGAAGCUUCAGGUUUCUCUCCAGGAGGUAAGCAAGACACCAGCGCAAGGCAGAAGAAGUCUAACCUGAAAUCUCUCAACGCUCCAUCGGUCUCUAAGAUUCUUGACUACGGGGACGUGAAGUUUCCAACAGAGACUCAGACUGCCAAGUGUGUCGAGUGCAAGAUGGUCAUGGCCUCUGCGGACCAUUACAAGAAGUUCAUCCACUGCUCCAUGUGUCGGUUUGCGACCAGCUGCAGUGUAGCCUACGCCAACCACAUGCUGGGCUUCCAUUCUGGUCAGAUGUCCAGCCUCAACCUGAACAUCCCCUGGGAAAGGCCGGCGCAACAAGCCCUGUACUGCGCCUGUGGAUUCUCAACCAGAUAUGGGAAUAAGCUAGCCAACCACCUGGUGUUCUGUACAAAGGCUGUGUGCUACACCAGCAAGCCUGACACCAUGGAGGACUCUGAUGACACGGCCACAGCCAUGAAAGAUGCAGAGAAGAGCUCUGACAGUUCGGUGCUAGGAGUCUUGGGACUGGUACAGAAGAAACCAGAGUUUAUGAGUCGCCCUGGUCCAAAGUCAAAAUCUCGAGCAUUGCAGAAAACAAGACCAGAAUCACGAUUUGCCAAUGUUAUCAACCUGACAAAAGAAGUUCUAUUAAGCAAGGAAAAAAUUCUUAAUGUCAUAGAUAUCACUGAAGAUAAAACUGAAGAUAAAGAUAAGCCUAACAUGAAAAUGACAGAUACAAAUGAUGUGCCUAAUGUUGGUGAAUCUAAGUUUAAAGGCGAUGUAGACAAGGAACAAAUCGAGGAUAAAGAGGCUGUGUUUGCUGUUGAUGAAGCUAAAAAUGUUAUUGAAGGAAGGGAUAAGAAAACUGAGAUAAAUGAGGUCAGGAAUGAAGAUAACUUGAAACAGGAAUAUAAAACUGAAAACAAAACUGAGUUUGCUGAAAUUCAAGGAAUUAUCAAACUGAUACCAGCAGAAGAGAAUGUGACAACUGAUCAUGAUGAAGAAGGACAAACCAAGGAAAUGAAGCUGGAUUUGAAAGAGGUUAUUGAUUUGGCUGAAGAUGAUACUGACCAUCAACUUGAAACUGAAAACAAGACAGAAGAUCACAAAGAAGCUAGACAAGCUGAACAGCUGAUAAAUGUCACUGAAAAAGAAGAACAAACCAAGAAAAUGAAGCGGGAUUUGAAAGAGGUUAUUGAUUUGGCUGAAGAUGAUACUGACCACCAACUUGAAACUGAAAACAAGACAAAAGAUCACAAAGAAGCUAGACAAGCUGAACAGCUGAUAAAUGCCACCGUUAAGGAUGGAGUUGAUAAAGAAGAAGACGCUGUUAAUGAAACAACAGAGAAAAUGGAAGUCAGCAUUGAAGAAUCAAGAAAAGAUGUAGACAAUUUGAACAAUGAAGAGUCAGUGUCUUCGAUAAAUGUUGACGAUGUUGCUGAAGAAAGUGCUGAUGAUAUUGUGGAUGGGAUGGCUGAAGAUGCGAGUAUGAAAGAAUCUGAAGCACCUGAUGCUAAUGUUGUUGCUAGGGAGCCAGAACCUGUUAUUAAAGAAGCAACUGAAAAGCCUGAAGAAAGUCAAAUUGAAGAGAUUAGCGAGAUGCAAACAGAUGAAAAGAUAAAUGUCCUAGAAUCAGAUGAGAAGACUGAGGAGGAGGUCGGCAAGAAAUCGGACCAGUCUGAACAUCUGUCACUUAGUGAACCAAUAAAGGUCCAGUCAGAGGUUGGAGACAAAGAAAGCCAAUCCAAAGAAAAAUCCCUGUCUGACUCAAACAAGAAUAAUUCAGAUGAGCAUCGAGAUUCGCGUAAUUCUGCAGAAAGAUCUCACGAUCGUCGUUCCAGUGAACAUGGAAGUGGAAGGCGAUCAGAAGAAAGCAGAGGUUCCUAUGAUGACAGGCAGCGUUCAAGAGACUCCAGUGAGAGGUCACGUGAUCGCCACAAUAGCAACCAGGAUCACAGGAGGUCCGAGGAGCGCUAUCGUCAUGACAAUAGAUCACAUGAAUCUAACAGCAGCAGCUCAAAUGACCGUGACAGAUCCCAUGAACGUGACCGUGACUACAACAGGAACAGGGACUAUCACCAAGGUGACAGUCGUUAUGGAGACAGUCGCCAUGGAGACAAAAGAUAUGGCGGUGGAAAUAGGGGUAGCUACAGUCAUGCAGACAACCGUGAUUACCAUGGGAAUCAGGGUCAAAGGGGUCAGCACGGUUACCAGGACAACCGGGGCAGUUACAGUCGAGGUGGAUACAACCGCGGCGGACACAAUCCAAACUACAGGGGAAGUUAUCAAGGAGGAUACUAUUGAAAAUAGCAAUGACUUUGGAGGAUGUAUUGAAGGGAUGGAUACACUGUUGGAUACAUUUCUUAGUCCAGUGUAAAGUGGUCAAUAUAAAAUAUCACAGAAAAUGUAUUAUUUCAGUCAGUGAAACUUGCUAUGGCAUUCAAAGUAUCUUCAAAUUCAUUUGUUCACUUUUGGCCACUAAACACAACGUUAAGGCAUCAGUUUUGUUAAAUGCAAUAUUUUCCAUUCACAGAUGAACAAAAACAAACUGUGUACUUAUGGUUGUUGGUAGUUAAUAAGAAUUUGUCAUGGUCUUUGACCAAUAUUUGAUGUUAGGAGAUGCGUUAUUACGUUAGAAGCAACAUUUACUCUUGAAAAACCUGCAUACCUUAAAUUCUUAUGACUUUGUAAUUAUAAUAGUUGAAACUGUGACUAACAUCUUUAUAACUGUCUCUACAAUUGUUAGUGUGAAACAAAAAUAGUCAAAUCUGUAAGUAAAAUUUGAAUGUAGUUGUACAAGUAUUGAAUGCAUUCUCAUGUUGUAUGUGGCAGCUAAGUCAUUUUGUAUUGGCAAGCAUAUUAAACCAUAUGUGUGUUAUAUGAUCAUUAAUUUUCGCAAUGUUGACAUUGACCAAUUCAAUAAAAUGUUCUCAUUUCUGCUCAUUCUAAAAAUGUACAAAAUGUAUAAAAUAGAUAUUGUCUGUUCUUGUAUUUGUAUGGAUCAUUUAAUGUGUAUAUGUUAUGAAUUGUAAAUUCACCAAGUUUACAUAAAAGCACCAUUGAUGAAACAUGUGUUUAUAAAAAAAUGUCAGAACUUGUGUGUAUAUUGAUAGGCAUUUGGCAUAUACUUUUUGUUAUUUUUUUAUCUUUGGUUGUUAUUAGAGGUUAUUCAUCUCUGAAGUCUUUUGUUUGUUUUAUAUAAACUGUAAGAAAUUAAAGAUGUUAAACUGUU
This is a messenger RNA of Dreissena polymorpha, 7584 nucleotides long. RefSeq lists its product as uncharacterized. Gene Ontology annotation, biological process: regulation of transcription by RNA polymerase II. The transcript is spliced from 15 exons. Gene Ontology annotation, cellular component: chromosome. The record is from RefSeq and is a predicted model, not a curated record. The coding region runs from base 258 to 6656 and encodes 2132 amino acids. NCBI's taxonomy places the organism in Eukaryota, Metazoa, Mollusca, Bivalvia, Myida, Dreissenidae. Gene Ontology annotation, molecular function: DNA-binding transcription factor activity, RNA polymerase II-specific; chromatin insulator sequence binding; RNA polymerase II cis-regulatory region sequence-specific DNA binding.